AGUUCCUUUUUGUGUUCUCAGUUAAAAAUCACAGUCAUGGCAAGGUCGGGUAAACAGCGUGGCAACCAACAUGCAGACGUUACAAGCCCGAAACGUUUUAACAGCUAGGUAGCUAACUAGCUAGUUCUUAUUGGGGUUCUGUUUUAAAAGGGUAUCGCGCAGAAAUGGACACAGGAGGAUUCCAGGCACAAAAGACGCGACGGAGGGACCUCCCGCCUCUUCCACAGCGUGGACAGCGUGCCCUGCCCCCCAUGUCAAGUCAAGAUACAGGUGAUGAGAUGCCGGUCCCUAAAAGCAAGAGGAAAAAGUCAAAGAGUCAGGUGGAUGGUGUUGAAAGCCCAGAGGCAGACCCAGGGGUGGAGAUGGCCCAGAUGGGGGGCCUGAGCAGUCGUAGGUCAUCUGAGGUCAUCCAGGCCUUGACCCCCGAGUCGCAGGAAGCUGCACCACAGAGAAGGAAGAAGAAGAAAAAGGCAGCGACCGUAGACCUGGAGGAUGACCAGGCUGACCUGGUGAACGGGGAUGGACUGGUCCAGAACACAGCCGAGGCAGGGGAAGAAGUGACCAAAAAACCCAAGAGGAAGAAGAAGUCGAAAGUGUCCGAGACACAGUACGUCAACGAGCUUGAUGUCGAGGACGAUGACAUCAUCACAGACGCUCAGCCACCCAUCCCGCAGCAUUCCCUGUUCUCUGCUCCCCUGGGACAGAGCCAGCCUGUGGGGAAGGUGUUUGUCGAGAGGAGCAAGAGGUUUCAAGCGGCCGAUCGGUCAGACAGACCGAAGUCCAGCGAUCAGGUGGACAACUUUGUGGACAUCCAGCAGAUGUGGACCACCAAGGAUGUGUCUGUUAGGGUACAUGGUGGCUUCAGAGGGAUUGGGCUGUUCUGCCACGGCUUCCUAGCAGGCUAUGCAGUGUGGAACAUCAUAGUGAUCUAUGCCCUGGCAGGAAACCAUCUCACUACUCUGCCUAACCUACUGCAGCAGUACCACAGCCUGGCCUACCCUGCACAGUCUCUCUUCUACCUGCUACUGGCUAUAAGCACUGUGUCAGCCUUUGACAGGGUGAAUCUGGCCAAAGGCACCAUGGCUAUGAGAGAGUUUGUCACCCUGGACCCAGUUGCUCUAGCCUCUUUCUUGUACUUCUCAGCUCUGGUCCUCUCUCUCAGCCAGCAGAUGACCAGUGACCGCAUCAACCUGUACCCCAGUGCUAAUGAGACCUUAUGGCCUCCUGGGUCAGAGCAACAGAUCCUGAACCCGUGGAUCAUAGUGAACCUGGUGGUGGCUGUGCUGGUUGGAUUGGCCUGGAUCUUCAUCUCCGCCAGGCCUGAGAUGGAUUACACCGAAGGGUUCCUAAUGGCUAUGGAGAUCGAGUCCUUGAGACCAGAGGAGAAAUCAGAAAUGUCUACUUGAGGAAUAUUUGUUUAAAUUUUUGCUCGCACAUCUUUUUUUGUACCGUAUUUUAUCAGCCAACACAAAAUGUACAUGUUGUUUGUGGCAAUAAUCAGUUUAUUUUUGUAUGACCCGAAUGUGUGCAUGUUUUGUCAAAUGUAUUGGUUACCAUUGGAAAUAAUAAAAAAUGUUAUCCCACUGA
Molecule: messenger RNA, 1587 nt
Organism: Oncorhynchus keta (chum salmon)
Lineage: Eukaryota; Metazoa; Chordata; Actinopteri; Salmoniformes; Salmonidae
Product: transmembrane protein 237B-like
Exons: 14
Coding region: 165-1406 (413 amino acids)
Biological process (GO): cilium assembly
Cellular component (GO): ciliary transition zone
Source: RefSeq, a predicted model, not a curated record